Molecule: messenger RNA, 878 nt
Organism: Arachis stenosperma
Lineage: Eukaryota; Viridiplantae; Streptophyta; Magnoliopsida; Fabales; Fabaceae
Exons: 5
Coding region: 85-666 (193 amino acids)
Source: RefSeq, a predicted model, not a curated record
GAAAUCACCAAUUAGCAAACUAAAAUUUUAGCGCGAAAUUCAAAUUCGAUAUCAAAUUCUCUCUAGCAUCUUCAAUGUCAGAUCAUGAAGGCGAACAAGAACAAGAAUUCAUCUGUGUCAACUGCAGGGAUGCAAAAUUCCCCUCCAAAGAUAGAUUGGAUCAGCACUCCGGCAACAAGCAUCCAAAGUACCGGUACAUUUGCAAGGACUGUGGUAACAGAUUUGAAACGCAAGCUUCCAAAACUCAACAUGAAGCUGAGUGUGAUCACAAGGGGAAUGGCCAAAAUCAUAAUCUCGGAGGAUGAUCUUCUCGCCGGAAUAAUGCGAAGUCGCUUUCUGAACAACGACUUCGCUCUCCCUCCGUCGCGACAGUUCCUCCACGCGCCGCCUAUAUCCUCCGGGCACUCCACGCUCCCUGUCUCCCAGAUCGCAGCCGCUCUCUCCACCUUCCCCUCCUCCGUGCUACCUCACAAAAUUCAUCUCAAACUUUUCGAUCGGAAUCCCCAGCAAGAAUCUGAGGCGUCAUUUGAAGAGGAUGGACGCCAGAGCUGUAGAAAUUUCUGCUCCAAAGCUGAAACUGAAUUUCCUAAGGAGACCAAAAGAACUGAUUGUAGUGAUAAGUGCACACCAGCUAGAUGCACAAUUGGACAAUCAUUGCUUCCCUGAGAGGGAGAUGUUGCAAAUGCCGGAUCAAACAGGAAAUGUUCAAGCCUGACAAGGCUCUGGAAAUGUAGGAUGGAUGUUCUGAAUUUAGAUGUAGAUAAAGAAAGUUUGGGAACUUUAGAAAGUGAUCUUAUAAAUACGUUGGAAACUGAAACAUUUUGGUCCUCUAGAGGCCAAUAUAUAGAUAUUUGAAAAUAAAUCUUCUAGUUAUGCAU